UUCAGUAGACAUAGGUGAAAAGAAACGUUAACUAAGUUCGUAGAGCGAGCUAAUUAGUCGCGUAAGUGGAUGGGGUAAUUUAGCGCGGAUUCUGCCAGUUCUCCCAGAUCGAUCCCGCCUGGUCUCUAGUCUGCUCCACAGACUUCUAUCUGCGGCUUAUUUCACUGGACUAUAGAAUGGUGUAAAUUAUUCAUUCUUAUUGAAUUGUACAGAUGAAAGCAAAAGAUUAAGAGUGCAAAUUGGAAUUAGAAUUUAUAAAACGCAAUGUUGGAAACAGUGACUUUACGAUAGAAUGGUUUAAUGAUACUAAACCUCAUAGUGUUGAAAAUUAAAAAAAAAAGAUCGUUUAAGCAUUCCAAUUGAUAUAUAGAGUGUACGCCAAAUUAUUGGAUGUUUAUGGUGUUUGUCGGAGUAUUUGGAACGUAAGUGCGUUUUGGCAAACGUUUUACGGCUAUCGGAACUAACGUCGUCAGAAGUGAUCUAUUAGUACCAGUAGCUGUCGUUGUAGUAAAACGAUGACGACAAAUGAGGAGCACGGUUCCAAGGAGGUGACGCCGAAACCGGAAGAAGAAGACAGCGACGAUGACGACGAGGAUCUGCUCGUGUUUACCCCGUACACGGCCGCCUCAUGGGACGAGCAGCUGGAUUCGGAGAAAAACCGGCACGACAAGGAAGUGGAGAACAAAAAACACCAGGGUGAAGCUCACCUCGUAGACGGCGAGCUCCAGUUCGUCUCCGAGGAGCACCACGGCCACCAAGAGACGCGCAACCCAAAUUUGGUGGAGGGAAACACUCUCAAGGAGGAUAUAGAGCCCGAGUUUCCCAAGGACCUGUACGGGAAGCCCGUUGAGGAGUUCGACAAGCUAAUCAAGGAGCGAGAUAAGACAUUCUGUGUGGUUGGCCCCCGUUUCAAGCGGGAGUACAUCUAUCGGUUUUCUGCAACCCCCUCAUUCUACGUUCUCCGGCCAUGGAACCCGUUCAGGAAGUUUUGUGUGUACAUCGCCACCAGUCAGUAUUUCGACUACUUCAUCAUCCUCACGAUCUUGGCUAACUGUAUAUUCCUUGCAAUGCCAAAUGAACCUGCUUCAGAAACAGCUGAGUAUGUGUUCUUAGGAGUCUACACACUUGAGAUGAUAAUCAAGCUUUCCGCCCGUGGUUUUUUCAUCAACUCGUACACGUACCUCAGAGACGCAUGGAACUGGCUAGAUUUUAUAGUUAUAGUAUCAGCGUAUUUCACAAUAGUUCUAGAGAAUACAGGUGGACAGUCAAGUCUGGGGAAUCUUCAAGGUAUCCGAACUUUCCGAGUCUUCCGAGUUCUUCGGACCAUCUCAAUCAUACCAGGUUUGAAGACGAUUGUGAAUGCGUUGUUGAGGGCGUUCCGCAUGUUGCUGGAGGUGAUGAUGCUCAUCUGUUUCUGUCUGAUGGUGUUUGCCCUCUUUUCCCUCCAAAUCUACAUGGGGUCACUGCGGCAGAAGUGCGUCACCAACCUGAACUACUCCCUUGCCUCGCCGCCCGCCUACACCUACGACCAGUACUUCAACGACCACACCAAAAACUCUUUCAACUGGUACAUGGAAGGUGAAUACCUAUGUGGGAACACUUCUGGUGCCCAGUCGUGUCCGGACGGCUACACGUGUUUUGGGGACAUCGGAGAAAAUCCACGCUGGGGGUUCGUUAGCUUCGACCACUUUGGCUGGGCCAUGCUUACCUCCUUCCAGCUCAUGACCCUUGACUUUUGGGAGGACACCUACAAUAAGGUGCUCCAGACAUCCGGUCCCCUGAACGUGAUCUUCUUCAUACUCGUCAUCUUCUUUGGCUCCUUCUACCUUGUAAACCUGAUGUUGGCUGUCGUUGCUAUGUCGUAUGAGCAGGAGUCCGAGGCCGCCGGCAAGAGUAAGGGUCGUGGUAUGCGAAUGUUUAGACCUUAUGAGGAUGAGAAAGAGUCUGAUGCAAAAGCGCCAGAGGAGAAAGCAAAAGAGAUUAAGAACAAGGAGCGGAACAAGAAGAGGAAAAAAAAGAAAGAAAAAGAGAAAAAGGAAAAAGACGCCCUCCGUGACCUUGCCAAUGAACAAUCUAAUGAUAAAAAUAAGCACGACCAUCAUAAAAAACACCCUGAUGAUGCAGAUUACGAUGACCCCUGGAUACAUUUGCGCCAUGAGACAACAAAUGCAGUGAGGGCCGCUGUUGAGAUGGCGUACCCAUCCAAUCAUGCCAGCAAGAAGAUUCCGACAAGCUCUACGGCCCGCCCUCUGGGCAACCCAAACCAUGUAAGUCAAACAGACAACAAGGAUAGCAAGCACAUCAAACGUAACCCUAUGGUGAAAAUGGCGAGCAAGGACAGCGGGACGGGAAACUCCGUGGAGAGCUCACGCUCUAACGGGAGCAAGGAUGAAUACACCUUGAUGGAGGAUGGUUCCUACCCAGGAAGUACUAUUGAUAUAAUCAAGAGAGACUCUCGCUUACCCACCAAGAAACCACUGCUCAAACAACAGAGCACUGGCAUGGUGUCGUCCUCUGGUGUGACCUUAAGUCCUUACAGGGUUGAAGAGAAUAACACUGACCAUUUGACGUUUGACGGCCCCAAUGACUAUGACAAUACCGAUGACACGAAUACAAACGCCAUGGAGGAAGAAUCACCAGGCCGAAAAUAUGUGCGGGAAAAAUAUCCGCAUCUCACCAUUGUGGAUGUUGGAGAUGGUGACCCGUACAUUGAACGUGAGGAGGACCAGGUGGUGAACAGGAACUGUAACUCCUGCUACAACGUUUGCGGGGGCCGCCUGUUUGUUGGCUGGCUCUGGUACCAGCAGUUCUGCUUCACGAUUAUCUCCGAGCCCAUGUUUGACCUGUUCAUCAUUGUCUGUAUCACCCUCAACACCCUCUUCAUGUCCCUGGAACACUACCCACAGACUGACACCUUCUCUGAUGUACUCAGUGUCGCAAACUAUAUAUUCUCGACAGUGUUUAUCCUUGAGGCAGUCCUCAAGCUGUCUGCUCUGACAAAGCAUUACUUCAAGAACUCAUGGAAUAUCUUUGACCUGGUCAUUGUGGUCAUUAGUAUCUUUGAUUUGACCCUCACCAAUGUGGAUGGCCUCUCUGUUAUCAGGAUCUUCAGGCUGUUGAGAGUGUUUAAGCUGGCCCAGUCAUGGGGUACGAUGCGACUGCUGCUGUCCAUCAUCAUGAACACACUGGGGGCCCUGGGAAACCUCACCCUGAUCCUGCUGAUUGUCAUCUAUAUCUUUGCUGUUGUUGGACUCCAGCUUUUCAACGAUAAAUACACACCAGACAAGUUUGAUGGGGAAGUCAUUAGGUGGCAUUUCAAGGAUAUAUUCCAUGCGUUUAUGAUGAUAUUCCGCGUGCUGUGUGGGGAGUGGAUCGAGCCUCUUUGGGACUGCAUGCGUGCCGCUGAUGAACUCUGCAUGGCUGUUUUCCUUCCUACCCUCGUACUGGGAUACUUCAUCGUGCUGAACCUGUUUCUUGCCCUGCUGCUGAACGCCUUCGCCAGCGACACACUCCGUGAGGCUAAAGAAUCUAGUGAUGAGAACGACAAACUGAAGCUGGCAUUUUCACGCCUCUACAAUCUCUUCUGCUGCUGCUUGAAGAAGAAGAAUGGUGCAAAUGCUGUCUCCCCCGACACUGAUGAGGACGGCAAUGAGGUCGUACAGAUCAAGGACCUCAAAGUACAGGAAGAAAAAGAGUCUCUACCGGCUAUUAAAAAUGGAGUCGACAAGAAAACAUCCAAUGGAUUAUCAAAUAAAGAUUCCAAGAAUGUGGAUAAGGCAUUUGCAACCAAACGUGACCAAUUUGAUGAUUUUGCAAAGACCAUGCAGGACUCAAAAGGUGAUAAGACUGGCAAACCUGCUGAAGUUGAAACUACCAAGGACACGGUGAAAAUACUAAAUGAACAGGAUGGGGAAGAGAAGAAAAAGGAGGAAGGAGUAACUUACUACACGGUUCCUAAAAAAACCAAACAGGUGAAAACAGGGAAAGAUAAGAACAAGGUGGAUACUAGUCUGAAUGUGCCGAGGAAGGACCAAGAUGAUAUGGAGCUUGGAGCUGAGGCUUCAACUAUCAAGAAGGAUGCCAAGAAACAUGAUGGGGAGGAGGAGGAAGAGGACAAGGUUAUCGAGGUUCAUGCCUGCUGGCCUGUCUUUUGUGCUAAACGAUUUGAAGCCAAAAACCGGUGUGUGUGUUGCUGGCUCCACAAUGAUUCUACAUUCUGGGACAAGUGGUUUAAGUUACGAGUCUUCAUGAACAUAGUUGUGGACCACAAGAUCUUUGAGGGUAUCAUCCUCCUGUCUAUAGCUGUCAGCAGCAUCACACUGGCCUUUGAGGAUGUGAACCUGUACAAGAACAUUGUGAUGCAGCAGGCUCUCUACUGGCUUAACCUUCUCUUUGCUGUAAUCUUCGGCGUUGAGAUGUUCAUGAAGUGGAUCGCAUUCGGAUUCAAGAAAUACUUUACCAGUUUUUGGUGUCUCCUUGACUUUGUUAUAGUUGUGAUAUCCGUGGCCAGUAUUGUAGCUGAAGCAUAUGGAGCAGCCAAUCUGUCAGCGUUCAGAUCACUCCGUACUCUGAGAGCACUACGACCCCUAAGAGCCAUUUCUCGCUGGCAGGGCAUGCGGAUUGUGGUGAAUGCGCUGAUGAUGGCUAUACCAGCCAUCAUGAACGUGCUUCUCGUGUGCCUGCUGUUCUGGCUCAUCUUCAGCAUCAUGGGUGUCCAGUUCUUUCGGGGCAAGUUCUACAAGUGUCUCGACAGCAACGGUGAUAAGCUCUCUAAUGAAGUGGUUGCAAACAAGGCUGAGUGUCUGGCCAUGGAAGCUUCACAUGGCUAUAAAUGGGAGAACAGCCCUAUCAACUUUGACAAUGUCUUUAGCGGCUUUCUAGCUCUUUUCCAAGUGGCUACAUUUGAGGGUUGGAUGGAAGUUAUGGAAGAUGCAGUGGACAGUGCAGAUAUCGACGAGCAGCCUAGCUUCGAGAAUUCACUCUACUCCUACCUAUUUUUUGUCGCCUUCAUCAUCUUUGGCGCUUUCUUUACGCUCAACCUCUUCAUUGGUGUCAUCAUUGACAACUUCAACAUGCUGAAGAAGAAGUAUGAUGGUAAUUACCUUGACAUGUUCCUGACCUCUGGCCAGCGACAGUACUACAACACCAUCAAGAAACUGGGUAACAAGAAGCCCCAGAAAACCAUCAAACGACCUAAGUACCGCUGGGUGUGGUUGAACAAGAUCCAGGGUGUGUUCUACGACAUAGCGAUCAGCAGCAAGUUUGAGCUGUGUAUUGUCAUCGUGAUCUUCCUGAACAUGAUCCAGAUGGCAGUUGACCACUAUGGCCAAACCCAGGCAGUCACUGAUGUCCUCUCCAUGCUUAACAUGCUGUUUGUGGUCAUCUUCACCCUAGAGGCGAUCGUCAAGAUUAUUGGCCUACGUUGGCACUAUUUCACCCAGCCCUGGAAUAUCUUUGACUUUGUUGUUGUGAUAAUCUCCCUUCUUGGCAUAAUACUGAGUGACAUCAUGUCAAACGUGAUCGUGAGCCCCACUCUGCUGCGAGUUGUGCGAGUGUUCCGUAUCGGCAGAGUGCUGCGACUUAUCCGAGCCGCAAAAGGAAUCCGCAAGCUCCUGUUUGCCUUGAUCAUUUCAUUGCCGGCUCUCCUCAACAUCGGCAUGCUCCUGUUCCUCAUCAUGUACAUCUACGCCAUCAUCUGCCUGUCUCAGUUCCAGAACCUCAAAAUUGAGGAUCCCCUCGACGAGGAUGUUGUCAACUUCCGAACCUUUGGUAAUAGUUUUCUGCUCAUGUUCCGUCUGUCCACUGCUGCAGGCUGGAACGAUAUUCUUGGAGCUAUGAUGAUUGCUCCACCAAAUUGUAAUAACACCCAUUACCAACAAGGAGACGAGUGGAUAGAAAAUUCACCAGGAAAUUGUGGCACUAGCUGGCUAGCAGUGUUUGCGCUGACUACAUAUAUUCUCAUCAUAUUCCUUGUGGUUAUUAACAUGUUUAUCGCUGUUAUUUUAGAAAACUUUAACCAAGCUCAUGAACAGGAGGAAGUUGGCAUUACUGAAGAUGACUUUGACAUGUUCUAUGCUAUCUGGGAGAGAUAUGAUCCCCUUGCCACUCAGUUUAUCAAAUAUGAACAGCUAUCAAACUUUGUGGCCGACUUAGAGCCACCCUUAGGAAUAAGUAAACCUAAUGAAAUAGCUUUAGUAUCUUUUGACCUGCCCAUAACAGAGGGUGAUAAACUGCACUGCCUGGAUGUGCUGAUGGCGCUGGUAAGGUAUGUGCUGGGAAAUGUAGAGGAGAGUGAUGAAUUCAGACAGUUACAUGAACAGAUGGAGCAAAAGUUUCAAUCUGCGUUUCCUACUCGUGUCAAUACCACUAAAAAGACUACAACAAUGAUGCGUAAGAAGGAAGAUGUGGCUGCUAAAACGUUGCAGCGAGCUUGGAGGAGUUGGAAGGCUCAAAAGCAAAUGAAAAACAUUGCCACUUUGGCUAUGCAACAAAAGAAUCAAAGUAAAAGUGGGACUUCUAUUGAGCCCCGCAACAAAAAUAGCUCAAUACGUAACCUUGGUACAAGGCUUACGACAGCUCUUAGUGCUUUCUUUAGUUCAUCACGCCCCAGUAGUGCUGUAAGUCAGCUCAGUAUUAAGAGCUCAAAUCCCUCUAUUGCAGAAAAUAACGCUUCCACAUCAAAACAGAAGAAGGCUCAAAGUGCGAUGAAUAUGCCCAAUGUUUCAACGUUAUAUGGCCCUGGUAGAGACAAUGAUAUAGAGUUGUGACAAGGGCCCUAGAUAAGAGGUGAAUGCAAUAAUGUGGAAAUUGUCAUGGACCUGAUGUUAAACAAUGUUGUUUUUCAACAAGACUGAUAAUUUUAUGUGUAAGUGAUUUAUGACUUGGUGUGCUUAUAUCAAGAAAGUAUUGAUCCAAUUUGAAUAUAUGUGUUGUCUUUGAGGAUAUGCUCACAGACUCGAAUUUUUCUCUCGUUUAGCAUAGUUUUGACAUUUUGACAUCUAAACUUGAUGUGUAUGUUUUCUUUCUCGUAUUUCGCUCAUAUAAUAUUGCAUUGAAUACAACUUGGUGUUAAAAAAGACUUUGGUGCUAGAGACGUUUUCUCAGAAGCAUUUAAAUUUUCUAGAGUCUUUAAAUUGUGAAAUGGAUCCUGAUGCAAGAAUUAUAAAUAGUAACUGUAUAUACCACAACCUUUUAUGCUGAAUUGAAAUAUAGAUGUUUUUAAAAGUACUAGCAAUUACAAAAUAAAUUGAACAGGUGUUGAAUUAAUAAUAGCAUUUACACCACAAUUAAGCCCCUGUAUUUGCUGCAGUUUUGAAUUCAGCUAUUUGAAAUGUACAAACCAGUUCGCAUUUGUUGACUGUCCAAAAAUUAUGUAAAUAAGAAUAUUGACUUUCUUUUGUCAGAAACUGCAUUUUGGAAGAGAGAAUGUACUUUGUUUUAAUGAUUUCUUUUCAACCCCAAACUAAUGUUUGUUAAUGUUAUUAUAUAAAGCCCUUGCCAAAAAGUAUUAUUUGAACUGUGAUAAACUAUUCCUUCUUUAUUAUUUUUAAUUGUCUGGCGGUAAUUAAGUUUUGUUUGAGCCUAUUUGAUCUAACCGUAACUGUUCAAUAUCUGAUACAUGUCUUUUGGUUUUGAAACUGUAAAAAAAUGAUGUCUAUUUAUUUUUUUUGGUUAAGAAAAAAAGAUCAUUCUCAUUGAAAGGUCUGUUUGGAAAUUGUUUAUGGAAAAUCCAUUCAACUUCAGUUUUGACCAUUGUAGGGGAUAGCAAACAUUGUAUAAUGAUGUCAUAAUGGUUGUUUCCCUUGUGUAAGGCGUGGUGUAUGAGUAAGUAAGUCAGAUGUUGCAGUUUGCCUCUUUCUCAUCUUCUCUGCAUUUUUGGUGUAUUUUGUUCAUGUCGAUAUUAUUAUUUUUUUUUUAGAACUUUUCUGAUUAUAUUCAUUGUGUCAUACUCAUACGACAUUGUUUGGUAUUUGUAUAUUGGUCUUAUCAGCCGGCAUUUACUCUUGUUCUGAUAUACAUGUAUUAUGCUGGUAAUGAGCCCUUUUAGGGUUUAUUAUUAUGAUAAUAUUUAACUAGUCUUGUGUUUCUUGUUUCUGUGGAACUGUUAUGGUUUGAAAACCCCUAACUAUCCCAACAACAAUGUUUUGUUGAAAUUUGGGUUGAUAUGUGACAAAAUGGUUGGCACAUUGGUCAAAGAUGGUUAAUCUUUUAUAUACCUUUCUGAUAUAUAAAUUAUUGCAUUUUAAAAAUCAUAUAUAAUUCAUUUAAUGUCCUUUUUAACAUUGAAUUUCAUUAAGGUCAGGUAUUGUUGCUUCUUAAUUCUUUGAACCCACUGAAAUGCUUAAUAACUAUGAUAAAGUUUGUGUAAAAAUAGAGUCCUGUAUAUAAUAUAACAGUAUAUUUUACAAUAUUCCUGUGAUUUCUAUUUGUUGAAGCUCCACAUUCCUGUAAAUGCUCAUGAACAUACAUCCCACAGUCCCAGUCCAAGAGGAUAUUGCUUCUGUUUAACUUUGUUUCAGUACAGGUUAACCCUAGCUUAAACGCUUAAACAAAAAAUCCCCAAUUCCUUGUAUACGGUAAUUCUGCUUCAUUUUAUCAGUAAAUCAGUACGAAACUGAUUUUGUUCUCAGUUAAAUGGCCAUCAGUUUAUUUUUAAAUACAUUUGCUAAUUAGAUCAUAUUUACAUUUCAUAGUAGUUUAAAUGCAUGAAUAAAGUUGUAUGUAUCAGGAUUCUUCCUUGAAGUUCAAUUCCAUUCUAGACAAUAAAUCCAUGGUAAUUGUAGGUAGCUUUUUGUUUGUACAUAAACAUGCCAUGGCCUCUUAUGAUAUGAGUCAGCUCAAACUGAUGUCAGAUCUCAAUAUUUGAAUGUUUACUGCUGUACCAACAAUAUCUUCAAAUGCUUGCAACAAAAUUUGUUAAACUUGAUUAAUUGGUGUCACACUCAAAGCUAUCUGCACAAUCUGAAGAUUUUCAAAAUGUUUCCAACCAAAGGCAAAAGCUUCAUUUUAAUAAGUUUAAUCCACAGAGAAUGUUCCAGUCAAGGGGCAAUAACCCCACUAAAAAUUGAACCCAUUCACAUGUUAAAAUGCUGCAAGUGUCACCAAUGUAUUAUUUAAGCUAAUUUGAUAUAUAGUCUGAUGCCUAUGCAAUGGUGUUAUUAUUAGUUUUCUGUAUUACUGACAUUGGCAUUGAGUACAUGUUAAAGGACAUUUAUGAUGGGAUAUUUAUUUGUUUUCCCAAGAGUUGUUAAAAUGUUUGUUUCACCUUUUUUCGCCUGAAUUACUUUAUGCUAUGUUGACCAAAGGUUUAUCAAUAAAUUUUGAAAACUGA
Molecule: messenger RNA, 9331 nt
Organism: Mya arenaria
Lineage: Eukaryota; Metazoa; Mollusca; Bivalvia; Myida; Myidae
Product: sodium channel protein 1 brain-like
Exons: 29
Coding region: 516-6767 (2083 amino acids)
Biological process (GO): membrane depolarization during action potential; sodium ion transmembrane transport; neuronal action potential
Cellular component (GO): voltage-gated sodium channel complex; plasma membrane
Molecular function (GO): voltage-gated sodium channel activity
Source: RefSeq, a predicted model, not a curated record